Molecule: messenger RNA, 1242 nt
Organism: Aspergillus welwitschiae
Lineage: Eukaryota; Fungi; Ascomycota; Eurotiomycetes; Eurotiales; Aspergillaceae
Product: heme-dependent oxidative N-demethylase family protein
Exons: 5
Coding region: 1-1242 (413 amino acids)
Source: RefSeq, a predicted model, not a curated record
AUGUUUCCCAGAUCGUUUCAAUUUGGCCAAUCUCCCAUCUACGAUAUCGCCCUGAUCAGUGCGGUGACUAGUAUCAGCGUCUGGCUCAUCACCCGAGCUUUCCACUGGUGGACGGCAACAUCCAAGCCAGGUGUUUCGCGAUCAUCCACCCCAGAUCUCGAGAAGAAGUCGGUCGCAGUUACCAGGAAACCGGGAGAAUGGAUCCCAUCGGACUUCAGACGGCCUCCAGCAUCCCCGUAUCCCGACUGGGAUGUGCACACGACAAAGCCCAUUCCCUAUCGACCAUUUCGAUAUGGACCCAAGUACUUCGUCACGAUGGGCCUACGCAGCAUGAAAUGGGACGAAUGGAUUGAACUCGACAACCACUACCUCAAAUAUCACGCCGACAAGGCCCGUCGCAUCGCAGAACGCGGCGACAAAUGCUGCAAAACAGCCCCCGAAGCAUGGGACGCAGCCAUCGAGCUCCUCGAAGAGCUAACCUCCUACCUCCCCGAGCGCUACCCAACCAUGUUCCAAAAGACCCCCACAGGCCUAACCAACCUCAUCACGCACGAAACCUUCAACAUAACCCAACGUCCCCUCCCCGAAGACCCUAUGACCAUCGCCGCCCGCCUCAUCCAAGACGACCUCGCCAUCAUGAUCGAACGACCCGACGGCGAAUACUACCUCCUAGCAGGCGCCGUCCUCCUCGCCGGUUUCUGGCGCCUGUCCGACAAAUACGGCAUGCGACUCUCGGAGAUCCACACCUCCGGCUCCGUGCCCCAGUACACCGAGAAACUCGAAAAGGGAAUGAUGAAUUUCUUCCGUCGGCUGAAACCCGAAGACCCUGUUGUCCGGAACAACUACUUCAUUCAAGUUGAUGACAGCUUGCCCUGGUCACAUAGUAUCGGCUCCGAAGACUCAGAGGCCGUAUCGUGGAGCACGGCGCAGAAGAACAAGGCGAUUGAGAAUCACUGGUUCCGGUCUGAGAGGCAGAGUCUACGACGGUUGCCGAAGACGGGAGGCGUGGUGUUUACGAUUCGGACGUACUUUGAGCCGAUUACGGGGAUUGUCGAGGAGGAGUAUGUGCCUGGAAGGUUGGCUUCGGCGGUGAGGAGUUGGGGGAAUGAUGUGGCUGUUUAUAAGGGACGGGAGAGGUAUGGGGAUGUGUUGUUGGAAUUUUUGGAUAGGAAGCAUCAGGAACAGGUUGAUAGGGGGUUGAGGGUGGAGUUGGAGGAUGAGGUGAGGAAGUAUCCUUUUUGA